Ectocarpus sp. CCAP 1310/34 is the source of this 1107-nucleotide messenger RNA. NCBI's taxonomy places the organism in Eukaryota, Phaeophyceae, Ectocarpales, Ectocarpaceae. The record is from the annotation of a GenBank genome assembly.
AUGGUCAACUACGUCAGGAAAUUCAUCCCUGAUCUAGCAACCAUCACCGCACCCUUGGUUGACCUUACAAAAAAGCAAGCAAUUCAAUCAGUAGCGAAACGUUGGCGUCCGGAGCAUGACACAGCAUUUGCAGAAAUAAAGCAACGCUUAACUAAAGCACCAGUGCUGCAUUUCCCGGACUUUUCUAAAGAGUUUGUGCUUCAUGUCGAUGCCUCGGAAGUAGGAGCAGGAGCAUUCCUGGCUCAAAAGAACGGCAACAAUCUGAAUAUUAUAGCGUACUUUUGCCAACGCUUUAACAAAAGCCAGCGACAUUACUCUGCAACCAUCAAGGAGUGCUACGCCGUGGUACUGGCGAUCCAACAUUGGCACCCGUACUUACGGGGUAGACACUUCACGUGCGUCAGUGAUCAUGCAGCACCAAGGUAUCUCUACACCAUGCAAAACACUUCGAACAUGCUUACGAGAUGGGCUAUCGCAAUGCAAUCCUUUGACUUCACGGUACAACACAAACCGGGGAAAUUGCAUGUAGUACCGGACACGCUGUCACGACUGUUCGCGUUCGAGAACGAACAAGACCGACUCGUGCCAAGUCUUGCGCCAAUCUGCCGCAAUGUACCAGACGAUCCCAACUUCCAAAGAGCAACACCUCAAAGACCAUACCAAGUACAACCUGUCCCUAGCGAUAGGGAGUUGUUUUCUGUCAGCGCCACUACUGUUUUCGAGUCUGUUGAUGAAAGCCAGCUGCGUAAGAAGCAAGAAGCAGAGUACGGUGAAUAUAUCCGUUACAUCCAAGAUGACAACGCACCGCUACCAGACAAGGAAACGACAGCCACAAUGUCAUACUAUUCCUUACAAGACGGUCGCAAAGAUGGGGGUGACUUCUCCGGCGACUCUGCGGCGGAAGACAGACAAAGGUUAACAGAAGAGCUCGUGGCCCUAAGGACGCAAGUUAGCUCGCUGACGGAUCAGAUGAGCCAGCCAAUGUCGCUAGUGGAAGAUACCAUGAAGGCAAGCAAGAAGGAGGAGCCAGCUGGCACCAUGGAGGGUGCCGCUGAUCGCGGCGAUGCUAAGGAGAGCGCCGCCGCGGAGUCCACGAAUGCCGAAGGA